Messenger RNA from Camelus dromedarius (Arabian camel), 4362 nucleotides. It is a transcript of the gene ZNF45, whose product is annotated as zinc finger protein 45. The transcript is spliced from 7 exons. Lineage: Eukaryota; Metazoa; Chordata; Mammalia; Artiodactyla; Camelidae. The record is from RefSeq and is a predicted model, not a curated record. Gene Ontology annotation, molecular function: RNA polymerase II cis-regulatory region sequence-specific DNA binding; DNA-binding transcription factor activity, RNA polymerase II-specific. Gene Ontology annotation, biological process: regulation of transcription by RNA polymerase II. Bases 1510 to 3576 code for a protein of 688 amino acids.
UAUUCAAAAGUUGAUAUAUCAUCAUGCCUAAUAUUGUCUUGCUCUAAACAAAUUUCCUUAGAAACAAACUGAUGUUAAUGUUUAAUUUUUUGUUUAUUCCUUUGGGAUCAUAAUGAGAAUGAUGAGGAUAGCUAACAUUUUGGGGGCACCUCUUAUGACUCAUCGAAUUUCCAAUGCUGUCUGUGCACAGAUGCGUUUAUCUUUCAUACUAAUGCUAUUACUAUUCUCAUUUUUAAAAUGAAGAAACACUCAUGGACAAUUGAAGAAAUGACAGCGAGGUAUAGUCAGCGAGGGGCAGAGCCAGGAUCAAACCUCAGAUGCUGGGUUUAAAACCUCACUCCAGCACUGGGAGACUGGAUAACCUUGGGCAAGUUACUUAACUUCUCUGUGCCUCUCUUAAGGUUUUUCAGUGAUUAUGCAUCUCUUUGGUUAACUCAGUCAUCCUCCAGGGCCCAGAUCAAGCCACACUGAUGUAGAACCUGAUCUAAUCACAUGUGGACCUCAAGACCCAUAAUUUGUGCUUCCCAAGUACCCUGUCCACUACCCUGGUACUUAGCAUUGUGUAGCAUAAUUGCUGGUUUCCCAAUCACUAGACUAUGAACAGCUUGACACUGAGUAAUUGCAUCUCUUUGAGCCUGGUUUCCUUAAGUGUUCAUUGAAUUAAUAGACUCAUUUAUUUAAUAAAGAAUUAGUAAGUUAGCCUACCUAGUGCUAAUCGUGCAGGCAGUGAAAUUGUUAUUCUCAAUCUUUUGAUGGACACAUUCUGUGGAUUUUGUAACAGGAGUUUCUUUAGGCACUGACUUUGAAGAGUAGAAAGCACCUUCCCAAGAUGGUAUUAAAAAUCCAGAGGCCCUUUUCCUUCCACAGAUGACCUUGCAAAUAUCUUGCAAAUAUUAUGAAAGACCUAGAGGGGAAACUUGGAAAUAAAACUUCCACUGUCCAAAUUUCCCAGGUGGGACCAGCUUCACAAUUUCACAUCUCAAAGAGACCUUGGACUGACUAGUCUAGUCUUUCCAUGUGCCUCUGCUGGAAUGUUCCUGGAUGGUGGGCUUGACACGUGUCAAAAUUCCAAGAUUGACACCGACACUGACUGCCGAGUGUCUGCUGAGCGAUUACUGUAUUACAGGCAUUUUUUUUUUUUUAAUGGAGGUACUGGAGAUUGAAGCUGAGCAUGCGCUCUACCACUGUGCUGUACCCACCCCCCAGGCACUGUUCUAGGUGCUUGGAAUAUAAAGCUGAACGCCACAGAGAGACAAGAUCUAGCAGGCUGGCUCCAGUGUGAGAGCCGGCUUUGUUUUCCGCCCCUGCCCCUUGACAUCACCAAGCCUCUGCUUCCUCUUUUGUUCCGUGGGAGCAACAGCCAUCCCCGCCAUCAUUUCUUGAGAACUUCGUAAGACACCAGCUGUGGAGCGGCACACAGGUGUAGGUGAUUGGACCAGAGUCAGGCGACUGUCAGUAGGUGGCAGCUUCCUCACAGACUCAGCGCUUCCCCAGAAGGAGAAGGACAAAAUGACCAAGUUCAAGGAGGCAGUGACAUUCAAGGACGUGGCCGUGACCUUCACAGAGGAGGAGCUGGGGCUGCUGGACCCUGCCCAAAGGGAGCUGUACCGAGACGUGAUGCUGGAGAACUUCCGGAACCUGGUCUCCGUGGGGCACCAAUGCUUCACAUCAGACGUAAUAUCCCAGUUGGAGAGAGAAGAAAAGCUUUGGAUGAUACGGACAGCAGCCCAGAGCCGUUGCUCCUCAGGAGACAAGAAUCUAAGUGAUAUGGACACUCUUCAAGAAGUUGGAUUAAGGUAUCUCCCACACGAAGAGCUUUUCUGCUCGCAAAUCUGGCAACAAGUUACCAGGGAAUCAACCAGGUGUCAUGAUUCUGUGGUAAAUAGUCAAGGAUCUGGCUCUCAGUUGGAAAAACAAAGUGAUGCUCUCUAUAAAGAUGUGGAGUUCGGUGAAGACUUUAAUCAGAGUCCACAUCUUCAGGUUCACCGCAGAGACCACACUGGGAAAAAACCCGACAAAGGGAUAGAGUGUGAGAAAGGUUUCGUUCGGGGCUUUCAGCUUCAAAUUAACCCAAGAGCUCAGGUAGGAGAGAAGCCCUAUACAUGUGAAAAAUGUGAAAACACCUUCCGUCGGCUUACAACUCUUCAAGCCCAUCAGAGAGUCCACAGUAGAACGAAGUCUUCCAAAUAUGAUACAUCACAUAAGGGUUUCAGUCGGAGGUCAUAUCUUCAUCAUCGUCCGAGAAUCCCCACUGGAGAGAAUCCACACAGGUAUGAGGAGUGUGGGAGGAAUGUCAGGAAAAGUUCACAUCAUCAAGCUCCUCUUAUGGUCCACCCGUUGGAGAAACCCUAUAAAUGUGAGGAGUGUGGGCUGGGCUUCAGUCAGGCCUCCUAUCUUCAAGUCCAUCAGGGAGUCCAUGCGGGAAAGAAACCUUAUAAAUGCGAAGAGUGUGGGAAGGGCUUCAGUUGGCGUUCACGACUACAGGCCCAUCAGCGAAUCCACACUGGGGAGAAACCAUACAAAUGUGAUGCAUGUGGCAAGGGCUUCAGUUACAGCUCACAUCUUAACAUUCACUGUAGAAUCCACACAGGUGAGAAACCCUAUAAAUGUGAAGAGUGUGGGAAAGGCUUCAGUGUAGGUUCCCACCUCCAAGCCCAUCAGAUAAGCCACACAGGAGAGAAACCAUACAAAUGUGAGGAGUGUGGGAAGGGCUUCUGUCGGGCCUCAAAUCUUCUAGACCAUCAGAGAGGCCACAGCGGUGAGAAACCAUAUCAAUGUGAUGCAUGUGGAAAGGGCUUCAGUCGUAGCUCAGACUUUAACAUUCAUUUCAGAGUCCACACAGGAGAGAAACCCUAUAAAUGUGAGGAGUGUGGGAAGGGUUUCAGUCAGGCCUCAAAUCUGCUGGCCCAUCAAAGAGGCCACACUGGAGAAAAACCAUACAAGUGUGGUACCUGUGGGAAGGGUUUCAGCCGGAGUUCAGAUCUCAAUGUUCAUUGUAGAAUCCACACAGGUGAGAAACCCUAUAAAUGUGAGAAGUGUGGGAAAGCCUUCAGUCAGUUCUCAAGUCUUCAAGUGCAUCAGAGAGUCCACACUGGAGAGAAACCGUAUCAGUGUGCUGAGUGUGGGAAGGGCUUCAGUGUGGGCUCACAGCUUCAAGCCCAUCAGAGGUGCCACACUGGAGAGAAACCCUACCAGUGUGAGGAAUGUGGAAAGGGCUUCUGUCGGGCCUCAAAUUUUCUGGCUCAUCGUGGCGUCCACACAGGAGAGAAACCAUACCGAUGUGAUGUGUGUGGUAAGCGCUUCAGACAGAGAUCAUACCUUCAAGCCCACCAGAGGGUCCACACUGGAGAGAAACCAUAUAAGUGUGAGGAAUGUGGGAAGGUCUUCAGUUGGAGCUCAUAUCUUCAAGCUCAUCAGAGAGUCCACACUGGAGAAAAACCAUACAAAUGUGAGGAGUGUGGGAAGGGCUUCAGUUGGAGCUCAAGUCUUAUAAUUCACCAGCGAGUCCAUGCUGGUGAUGAAGGUGACAAGGACUUUCCCUCAUCAGGAAAGGCAUACAGCAAAGAAGCUCCAUAAAGUUACAUGUUUUAAUACCUCAAAUGGGUGCUGAACUAGUCCACUUAUCAGACCUGUCAUAGAAGACCAAACAUUUGUUUCAUAAAAGAGUAUUUCAGCCAGAGCUUGACAUGUCAUAGUGGUUGGGUGACCAUACAGCAGAGAAGCCUCAUGAAGGUGGAGACAAAAGGACUUUAUUCAGAAACUUGACGUCUAGCAGAUGUCACACAGAACGGAAGAGAGCCUUAGGAAGGAUGAGUCUGAUCUGGAGUGAACCCAAAGUACUAAGACAGAAAUGCCAAAAAUCUCUUCCACUAGAAUAUAAGCUCCCAGAGGGCAGGGACUUUGUUUACUGCCAAGUCGCUUCUGCCUCUUCAGUGCCUAACACGCUGCAGGUAUUAAGUAAGGUUAAAUGAGUAAAGGGGAGGACAGUCACAUUGGAAAUUUUUAUUCAGUUCCUCUCUAAAAAUUUCUAUUAAGUUCUACUUAGAAGAAGAAUUCUCCAAGCCUCGGAGGACAUGAAUUGAGACUCAUGGGCUCAUUUUCCCAACCCUGCAGGUCCUGUAAACUAGUGUUUAUCAAACUGAAGGUGGUAACCCAUUAGUGGGUCCAGAAGUCCAUUCAGCGUGUUGUGACCAGCACUUUUGUAUGCUAACAGUACUUUACUGAAGUGUAAUUUGCAUGCAGUAACCUGCAUAAAUCUCAAGUUUACAACUUCAUGAAUUUUGACAAAUGUUAUCUACUUGUGUAAUCAUCACCAAGAUCAAUAUCUACAAUAUUUCUAUUAAACCAGAAUGUUUCCUUGUG